Messenger RNA from Macrosteles quadrilineatus (aster leafhopper), 2492 nucleotides. Its product is annotated as dehydrogenase/reductase SDR family member 11-like. NCBI's taxonomy places the organism in Eukaryota, Metazoa, Arthropoda, Insecta, Hemiptera, Cicadellidae. The transcript has 6 exons. The coding region runs from base 28 to 780 and encodes 250 amino acids. Gene Ontology annotation, molecular function: oxidoreductase activity. The record is from RefSeq and is a predicted model, not a curated record.
UACAUCAGCUGUUGGCUUUAGUUAGCCAUGGACAGCUGGGCAGGUAAGGUAGCUGUAGUGACAGGAGCUAGCUCUGGUAUAGGGGCAGCCAUUGCCAGGACUCUGGUCCACCAUGGACUCAAAGUUGUGGGUCUGGCUAGAAGAGUGGACAAGGUUCAGCAACUGGCUGAAGAGCUGUCCACCUCUGGAGAACCAGGACAGCUGUACGCUCGGCAAGUAGACCUCAGGAGUGAAGAUGCGAUCUUGGAGGCGUUUGCUUGGGUUGAAUCUCUAGGGGGGGCUGACAUCCUUGUCAACAAUGCUGGCAUCUUCUACGAGAGUAGCAUGUCAGAGGGCGAGACAGAUCGGUGGCGAGCCAUGUUCGAUGUGAACGUUCUUGCUGUCUCAUUCUGUACCCGAGAAUACCUGAGGUCAAUGGAGAAGAGGGGCAACCAGAGGGGACAUAUUUUUAUGAUCAACAGUGUUGCAGGUCAUCUUACAGAAUACCCAAAACUCCAAAUGUACGUAGCGACCAAACACGCAGUCAAAGGCAUGACCAUGUGCCUACGACGUGAGCUGGCUGACAAGAAGAGCACAAUCAAAGUUACUAGCAUAAGUCCUGGACCAGUGGAAACAGAAAUAUUCAAUGGAACUCAGUGGGAAGGGCUGGAGAACAAGAUCCCUAUAUUGAAGAGUAAGGAUGUGGCCAAAGUGGUUGAAGAUUCUCUCUCCGCUUCUUCUGUCGCCCAGAUUUGCGAAGUUGUGAUGACUCCAAUACCCACAGAUUUGGGAGUUUUCUAACCUCUGGCUUGUAUUAUUCAUCUACUGUAGAACCCUUAGAAGAAUGAAUGUGGAACACCUGUAUAAACAUUAUAAAGUUCUUUUCCAUCCAGGAUCCAGCAAUAACAGUUAUCAUGGUUUCGGUUCUUGGUUAAAUCCUGAAUAUGCUAGUGAAGAAAGCAAUUUGUUAUAGUAUAUGCUUGCUUAAACUCUUUUAAGUAAUAAGCCCCUUUUCAAUAUUAUAAUGAAAUCAUAAUAAAUAUUACACUCUCUCAUUUAAUUGUAGAAGCUCUGUAGCUUUUUACUUGCUUUGAGGUACCUAUGUAAUAACGUUGAUCAAGCAUCCUAAACAGUUUAAGAGAAUGUUGUAAUCCUUAUCAAAUAAUUGUAUGUGACAAAUUUAUUGACUGGAAAACUGAUCUUUAUUGCGGGGUAUUAAUCUUAUUAAAAUUUGUUAAAAUGUGAAUUUGAUAUAUUAUUCUUUUUACUUUUGAAUUUUCAACAUGCAUUGUUUAUGUUUAAGAAGUGGGACAUAUCAAAUGUUUUUGAGUGAAUAAAAUAAUAUUUUUCGACUCUUAUAAAUUACAAAAUGAAUAAUGCUUGCCAUUGACUAGUAUACUGAAAAACACAUCCCAUUUAUAUGGACUAAUUACAAUUUACAACCAGUUCUCUAGACUCAAGAAGAAUUAUUUUACUUAAUUACCUUUUAUAAUCAAAUGUGUUAUAUUGUAGUUUAUUCCCCUUUUUUAAUUUUAAUGUUCAAAUAGUUAUGCAAAAAAAUAUUAUAUACAAGAAGCCCUUUCGGGUUGGCUUGGUUAAUAAGUUGGUGUGUGUGGGAAACACGGUAUUUUACAUUGCACAUUUUGUCAAUGCUGGGUCAGUUAAUUUUAAAUGAUAUUAUGAAUGAAAUAUGUUACUUCAGGUACUAAAUAGGUACUACUAAAUCUCUGACCGAAACAUACAUUUACCAUCACAAUUUUUUACUAAUUGUGAUGUAAAAUGUCUGCAAUAAUCCUUGAAAAAACAUAAAAAACUCACCUUCGCCAAAAACUAACUUCAAACAAGCUAUUUUUACAAACAAAAAAUUAUUUUUUUUUAACAGGCCAAACAAUUUUUAUAGAACCGUACCGGGUACCAUUAACAUUAAAUUUUAGACAAAACAUAUCACGUGUGUUUUUCCUUGGUAUAACAAUUUAUUCAUAUACAGUAGUGUUAUAUCAAACAACCUUGUUUCUGACAUCAAACAGCAAGUCUGAUGAAAUACAAACAAAUUUUGGCACGAGACUUUAUUUUCAGUCGGCCUCGAAAUGUUUUCUGAUCGUAGUGAUUACAUGUAUAAAUAAAGUAAUAAAAUAUUAACCACCGCAUUCCAAGCUAAAUAUAAGUCUGGUUUAAUAAUCCUAUGCAGUAUUUGUUUACUUCAAGUUAAUUGAAGCAUUCAGCUGAUUGAUUUUAGUGAUAAGAAACAAUGUAUCUUUGGUCAUUUAAGAAAGAACCGCUCCUAACUUUUAUAGGAUGUUUCAUGUCUUCAUAUGAGCUUUGAAAAAUGUAGUGGUGAUUUCUAAGGACAGUUUAAGCUCUUGUUGUUUAUCCCUUAAUAUAAGUUUGACUUAGAUAAAUUAUAAAUGUUCCCUAAAACAUUCCAAUGCAUGGAUACUUAGUUUGACAUAAGUACUGCAUGGAAACAGAUUUGACAAAAAAUCUAUAAAUCAGUACCUACCUAAGUUAUCUGU